GAACGUGGAAGUUGUUGCUAGGAUACGGCAAACUAUUGCUGCUAGUUUGUGUGAGGGGGGGGAAUACAAACAUUUGGACUACGAGGAGUUUAAUGUUAUUGUUUGUGUUUUGCGCUCCCAAGGAGAAAGGAAGACAUAGUGAGCACUCACAAUGGAGAUAGUCUAUGUGUACACCAAGAAGCGCAACGAGUUUGGUCGACAGUGUAAUUUUUCUGAUCGGUCGGCUGAGUUGCAUGUGGAUAUUUUACCUGAUCCUUCUCUGGCAGUCAACUUCAUUGAGAGAGACCCUUGCGAUGUUCCCAUACAGUGCACGCAAGAAAUGUCGGAGCAUGAGGUGAACACUGAGCGCUUUGAGUCAGAUACCAGGGGGAUAAACCAUGUGGAGGGAGGUUGGCCCAAAGAUGUCAACCCUCAUGAGAUGGAGCAGACCAUCCGCUUCAGGAAGAAAGUGGAGAAAGAUGAGAAUUACAUCAGUACUGUCAUGCAGCUGGGCAAUAACAUGGAACACUGCAUUAAACAGAACAAUGCAAUCGACAUCUACCGGGAGUACUUUGAAGAGGAGGAGGUGGUGGAGGAAUCAGAGGUGCAGCCUUCUGCCAAAACCAUCAACGUUUUCAGAGACCCAAACGAAGUGAAGCGCACAGCCUCCAGUCUCUCCUGGCACCCCGAUGGAAGCCGCAAACUGGCUGUGGCCUACUCUUCACUGGAGUUCCAGAAAGUCUCUAAAGACAUGAGCUUAAACUCUUACAUAUGGGACAUUGAGAAUCCCAAUAAACCAGAAAUGACCUUGAAGCCUGUCUCACCACUGGUCUGUCUGGAGUACAACCCUAAAGACUGUCAUAUCCUGGUUGGAGGCAGCUACAAUGGCCAGAUAGCUUAUUGGGACACUCGCAAGGGGAGUCAGCCAGUGGAAAUGUCCACCAUAGAGCACAGCCACAGAGACCCUGUCUACCGAGUCAUCUGGUUGCAGUCCAAGACUGGAACCGAUACCUUCUCUGCGUCUACGGACGGUCAGGUGCUGUGGUGGGACAUCCGUAAGAUGAGCGAGCCCACAGAGAGGCUGAUACUGGACCCAAACAAGAAGGGCAACCUGGACAAUGCCCUGGGGGCCAUUUCUCUGGAGUUUGAGACCACUAUGCCGACAAAAUUUAUGGUGGGGACUGAGCAAGGGCUAGUGGUCUCCUGUAACCGUAAGGCCAAGACUCCGGCAGAGAAAAUAGUGUGUAUGUACAGUGGCCAUCACGGCCCCAUAUAUGCUUUGCAAAGGAACCCGUUCUUCCCCAAGAACUUCCUGACUGUAGCUGAUUGGACGGCCCGCAUCUGGUCCGAAGACAUCAAGGAGUCGUCCAUCAUGUGGACAAAAUACCAUACGGCCUAUUUGUCAGAUGGCAGUUGGAGUCCAGUACGGCCGUCUGUGUUCUUCACCAUCAAAAUGGAUGGAACACUUGAUGUUUGGGACUUCCUGUUCAAGCAGAAUGACCCCACCCUCAGUGUAAAAGUGUGUGAUGAAGCACUGAACAGCCUGCGUGUCCAGGACAACGGGCACUUCCUGGCAUGUGGGUCUCAGCUGGGCACUGUCACCCUGCUGGAGAUCUCCUCAGGGCUUUGUACCCUCCAGAAGAACGAGAAGGCCCUAGCCACCGCGAUGUUUGAACGGGAGACCAAACGGGAGAAGAUCCUUGAGGCGCGGCACCGUGAGAUGCGUCUGAAGGAGCGCAGCCGUUCGGAGCAGAGCAAGGAGGAGGACACCAAGGAGGGCGACGGAGAGGAGAGUCCAGAGGAGCUGAUAACUCGCAUAGAGAAAGACUUUUAUGAGAUCGUAGAGGCAGAGCUGAAGAAGAGAGAUAAGGGGGAGGAAAAAAAGGAGAAAGGCGUGUGUGAAGAGAAAGAAAUCCGUGACAGAACACCCUAAUCACAUAAUGUUCCACGUAUCAUCGGAAAUGUCAUCUUAAGUCAAUCUAAUAAAGACAAUACAUUUUCUAUAAAAUAUACAUUCUCAGUGAUUCACAUGGAAACCAUGAAUGGAAUUUAGUGUACAUGUUUAAUUAUUUUGCAAUGUAUCCAUAAGUCAUUAUUAAGUGUGUCUUUGUUGAUUUAAGUACUUUUUAUUCAAACGUUGUAUUUAAUUUGACACUUUGCGUGAUUCCUAGAAAUCAAUAAGGAAGUGGGGUGAUUAUUGUAUGAAAUUAGUCAUAUGCCAAGCCGCAGUGGAUGUCAAAAAGUCAUGGAGUUGUGUGCAGUUGUUGCCUGCAGUGCUUGAACGAAUGCUUGUUUUUUAAAUUCUUUCUAGCAUUGACUUUGCAGGUAGCUGGUUCAUUAAAAUAUCCUUUUACUCAAUCUUACAAUUACUGGGUUGGUUGACACCCUUAGCUACAGUAUUUGUUUUCUUAAGAUGCAUGUCACUCUGGACAUGAGGUGUAAAAUAUUUUCAGUGCAGUAAAUAUAUUUUUAGAGCAAAAUAGGGGCUGCAGAGUUAUACUCAAUUGCAACUAAUUCAAUGUGGUGUCAGACCUUGUUGAGGAUGGAGUGAAAGGACCUACAGUAUGAUGAAUUAUAAUGACCGUUCCAUUUCGGAUUGGAGA
This is a messenger RNA of Esox lucius (northern pike), 2582 nucleotides long. RefSeq names its product dynein, axonemal, intermediate chain 2b (gene dnai2b). Gene Ontology annotation, cellular component: outer dynein arm. Bases 152 to 1912 code for a protein of 586 amino acids. The transcript is spliced from 13 exons. Gene Ontology annotation, molecular function: dynein heavy chain binding; dynein light chain binding. Gene Ontology annotation, biological process: cilium movement; outer dynein arm assembly. Lineage: Eukaryota; Metazoa; Chordata; Actinopteri; Esociformes; Esocidae. The record is from RefSeq and is a predicted model, not a curated record.